This is a messenger RNA of Trypanosoma rangeli, 357 nucleotides long. RefSeq lists its product as uncharacterized. The record is from RefSeq and is a predicted model, not a curated record. The transcript has a single exon. Bases 1 to 357 code for a protein of 118 amino acids. NCBI's taxonomy places the organism in Eukaryota, Euglenozoa, Kinetoplastea, Trypanosomatida, Trypanosomatidae.
AUGUCUGAGAGGUUUAGCGAGUUUGCGGAGAAGUACCACCUGGUGCAGGCGUACCGCACCUCCUUGAGAGCUGCCAUGACGGCGUGGGGGUGGCUACAGGAGCGUGCGUGGCCUGUGUACUCCACCGGCGUCAUCCUCUCCGUCCUGUGCGCGCUGUCCGUGGCGCACGAGAAGCAGAUUCUCGCCGACAGCCUCUACGGCGGCGACGUCGUCCUGAAGAAUGAGCGGGAGAAGAUGGUCGACGAGGCUCGAAAACUCUUACAGGAGGAGGCGACGCAGGGUGUGAAGCAGGUGGUCUGGAUGCUGCCGGGCGGCGAGUUUAGGAGCGAGUACCAUGACCGCCACGGUAAGGUCUGA